Molecule: messenger RNA, 769 nt
Organism: Oreochromis aureus
Lineage: Eukaryota; Metazoa; Chordata; Actinopteri; Cichliformes; Cichlidae
Gene: mix23
Product: mitochondrial matrix import factor 23
Exons: 5
Coding region: 85-519 (144 amino acids)
Cellular component (GO): mitochondrial intermembrane space; mitochondrion
Source: RefSeq, a predicted model, not a curated record
UAUUAAAGCCUUUCCGUGCAGGCACUUUCUUGGACAGCCACCUCCAUCCCCGGUGAUCCUGGUGAAGGACCCGUGCAGUCCACUAUGGCGGCGCCCGGUGGAAGUUUAAACUGUGAGGACUAUUCAAUGUUUCAGGAGGUACUGAAGGUGAUGCGCACUAUAGACGACCGCAUCGUCCAUGCCCUGAACACCACUGUGCCCACAGUCUCCUUCUCAGGCAAAGUGGAUGCCACACAAACCUGCAAACAGCUCUAUGAAUCUAUGAUGGAGGCUCAUCUGAGCAGAGACAAAGCUAUCAAGGCUUGUAUAGCUCAAACAUCAGAGGUGGUGGGACAGCUGCGGGAGCAAAGAGCAAAGGACAAUGAAAACAUGGCACUAAUCAAACAGCUCAGGAAGGAGCAAACCAAAUUAAAGCUGAUGCAGUCAGAGCUGAACGUUGAAGAAGUUGUAAAUGACAGAAGUCUGAAGGUUUUCAACGAAAGGUGCAGAAUCCACUACACGCCUCCGAAGGUGAAAUGAAGUCCUGCUUCAUGAAAGGAGCUCUUUCACUCGAGGUUUAAAUCCAGGCUGGAGCUGAAACUGUGAACUGCUGCUGAGUCCUCGCUGCAGGCUGUUCACCACCCGGACAUCUCCGACCUCUUCCCCGACACACAAAUAUAUUCCGGUGUCAUUACUGUAUUAAUUUACCACCGUUGUAAAACAGUCACCUGUGUCCUUCUUCCAAGACAAAAUUAUUGUACAAAAAGAGUUUUUUAAAAAUGGAGUCAAA